Messenger RNA from Drosophila takahashii, 506 nucleotides. RefSeq lists its product as uncharacterized. NCBI's taxonomy places the organism in Eukaryota, Metazoa, Arthropoda, Insecta, Diptera, Drosophilidae. The record is from RefSeq and is a predicted model, not a curated record.
GGCUGCGUUUUAUGCAACUACGCGAUUUCAGCGAUUCGUAGUCUUCAGUGAUCAAUGGUCCAGUGACUCGCACGGGCGGCUCUUCAACUCGGGGAAAAAAAGACUCGAAACUCGAAACAAUGUUACACCUGAGAUUUGUCUUUAUGUUCGCUUCACCCCUGGUGCUGAUGCUGCUGCUGCAGGUUAGCCAACCGACAGAUGGAUUUAUAAUACGGCUGAUAACCGAGACUCUGCAAAAUAAUGUGGCUGGUGAGCCGAUCCUUCACGAAAGGACUUCAUGGGACUUUGAUCCGGAAGCGGCCAAAAAGGCGCGGUCCUUGUACUACGAGAAAAAUGGAUUCCGUUCGUCCAAGUUCAUCGAGCGACUGGGCGUGGGUCUGGAUGGGCGGCACGAGGAACGGCGAGCGGAGCAAGGACAACGGGAUGAAUUCCGUCUGAAUGGCGAACACAAUGUGAACUAUCCGCCUCCGCCGGCUUAGCCAUAAAUAAUUAUGAUUUAAAUUUAA